CAUGUUGAUUGAACUUCCCGACACCGUUCUCAGAGAAGUCAUUCGAAUGCUUCCUUGGGAGGAUAGGCUCUCUAUGACUAGAGUUUGCUCAACCUUGAGGCGGAAAAAGAAUUCUUUUUGGCAAGAUAAGAAUUUGGAAUGUGUUGACCAUUGGCCUGUAUUCCGUCUGUAUGGAAAUGAUGUAAUGAAUCUUCGAAGAUCUCUGGAAUGUUCUAUUCCAACGUUUGUUCUUCAUUACGGUCAAACAUACUGGUUCAGAAAAAAUUUGAGAGUUGGUCAAUUCACCUUCGACUGUUACAGCAAAUUUAUGACUACUAUAAAAUUAAUGUUGGAAUCAUUCUAUGACGAGAAAAGCUACAAUUUCGACAAUGAAAAUUUAAGAGAUUUAUACAUUGUUUGUAACUUCAGCGGAUUUAAACAAAAAAUGCAUACAAAGAUACUGCCUGAAUUUUUGAACGAAAAGACAAAAUUACACUUGACUCUUAUUCAGAACAUUGGUUUACAGCUCAAUUUAAUUUUAUGCUAUAGGAUGAAUUUAACAUCGCUUUGCUAUAUAGAUUUCAGUCAGACUAUUCCGGAAUUGUUAGAGUUAUUAUGUUCAUGUAAAAAUUUGACAACUCUUAUCUUAAAUGUCGUUCAAGACAACUUACACUUGAUCAUGAACAUGGAAUCUUUAAAAAAAAUUAUUUUGGUUAAUAAUGACACAACAACAACGCUUCAGUCAACAGAGUACAUUACAAUUGACUGGUAUAAGAUUCAUCAUCAUUUCAAGAACUCUUUGUCUAUACAUAUGAACAUAAAAGAAAGGUCUUUCUCAAAGGAAAUAUUUCCACAUAUGCCUCUAAAAUCUUUGGUGUUGGAUAGUUUAUGUAAUCAAAUUAGCGCUGAAGAUUAUAUGUACAUUACGAAAAUAUAUGGUGAAAGUCUCACUACGUUUGCUCAUGUAAGUUUUAGAUGGUCCUAUCAACCAUUAAUGGAUAAUUACGAAAAUGGAUUAAUAGAGUUAGCCGCAAAUUGUAAAAGAUUAAAAACUAUUGUAUUUGGUCUUCAUUUUGAAAUGGAUUUACUUAAACCAAUUGCAGAAGGAUUACGUAAACAUACUGAAAAACCUUUAUUAAUAGUUAAUAGACAAAAGUGCCAUUCGAAAAAAGGAAAAAAGGCAACAGAACAAGAUUUAGAAGUUAUAGAAGCAUCUAUAUCAUUAUCAUUUUCUUAUAGGUGGGCCCUUAUACCAGAUGAACUAUUUUUGUGUAAAGCUCUUAAAGCGCUUGGCUAUGUGCUUCCUCAAGUAUAA
Molecule: messenger RNA, 1294 nt
Organism: Dimorphilus gyrociliatus
Lineage: Eukaryota; Metazoa; Annelida; Polychaeta; Dinophilidae
Source: the annotation of a GenBank genome assembly